Molecule: messenger RNA, 1299 nt
Organism: Drosophila subobscura
Lineage: Eukaryota; Metazoa; Arthropoda; Insecta; Diptera; Drosophilidae
Gene: mAChR-C
Product: beta-1 adrenergic receptor
Exons: 3
Coding region: 1-1299 (432 amino acids)
Biological process (GO): adenylate cyclase-activating adrenergic receptor signaling pathway
Cellular component (GO): membrane
Molecular function (GO): G protein-coupled receptor activity
Source: RefSeq, a predicted model, not a curated record
AUGGUGACACCGCGACAGCCACUGGCCAUAGUCAGAGUCAGAGUCAGAGUCAGCCAGAGCCAGCGGAACGUCAACAACAAACGACGCCCACGAAUAUCUGCACUGAAUAGCGACACGAAGCACCCGAAGAACCGAAGUCCUUGCCCCAUGGACGUACGCGUAGGCGCAGCAGCAGCAGCAGCAGCAGGACUCCAAUCCUCCGGCCUGAGUGCGGUCCAUCUGCUCUGGCUGGCCAUCAAUGCGCUGCUCUUUGUGCUCAUUCUGGGCGGGAAUGUGCUCACAAUUGUCGCCGUUCGCACAUGCCGCAACCUGCGCUCCGUCAUCUCCAAUCUGUUCAUCCUCUCGCUGGCGAUAUCCGACUUUUGCGUGGGCCUGGCCCUGCCCUACCACCUGGUGUUCUACAUGGGCUCCGACCUGGGCGCCAUGCGGGGACCCUGCCUGCUGCGCUUCUUCCUGUUCAUCUGCGCCUGCUGCGUCUCCAUGCUGACGCUCAUCUCGAUAGCCGUCGACCGGUACAUAGCCGUGGUCUAUGCGCUGCACUACAGAAGAUACAUGACGCGUCGUGUGGCGUAUGCCAUCAUCACAUCCAAUUGGUGUGCGGGCGCCCUGGUGGCACUGAUGCCGGUGUUCUGGAACCGCUGGACUCUGGCGCAGGCCUGCGAGUUCGACGAGGUCCUGUCCCCGGGGUACGUGGCUGGGGUUAUUACGCCCGGAUUCGUAAUCAUUUGGAUCUGCAUGUUGAUGGUCUACUGGCGGAUAAUGCGCGAGGCCUCCAAGCAGGCGCAGCGGCUGCGGCAUGCCACAUGCGUGGUCUACAACACGGACAGCAGCAGCAGGGGCCUGCUGCAUCCGGACUGGAAGAGCGUCCAGAUUGUGGUCUUCAUCAUGGGCUGCUUCACGCUCUGCUGGCUGCCGUACUUCUGCGUCGCAAUCGCCCAGCUCUUUAGCAUCUGCCGCAGCAGCUCGAUGAUCUACAAGACCACCUUCUCGCUGGCCAUCGCCAACUCUGCUCUCAAUCCGAUCAUCUACUCGUGGAAGAACUCCGGCUUCCGGCGCGCCUUCGCCCAGACCCUCUGCUGCAAGUCGACGCGCUUCUGCCACGUCGACGGCGCUGGCGACGAGGAGGCCGAUCAUCUGCCGCCGUACAGCAAGCAUCGUAUCGAUGGGGAGAUGGAGGCGGCCUGCUCCUCCGCCUCAUCGUCGGCUGCCUACCACACGGCCAUCAAAACCGACUGUAAGUCCAAGCCCACUCAGUCUCCGUCUCAGUCCCCUCCCUCCACCCACCCGGCCACUCAGUGA